This is a messenger RNA of Pygoscelis adeliae (Adelie penguin), 7130 nucleotides long. It is a transcript of the gene RBM33, whose product is annotated as RNA binding motif protein 33. Lineage: Eukaryota; Metazoa; Chordata; Aves; Sphenisciformes; Spheniscidae. Gene Ontology annotation, molecular function: RNA binding. The record is from RefSeq and is a predicted model, not a curated record.
AUACUUACAUCAUACGAACUCUCUGAGACCAUCAACGACCAAUCGAUAGAACAUGAGUCUGAGUAUGACCAAGGGGAGGAUGAAAUUGUUUAUGACAAAUCUGAAGCACCCGAAGUAUAUGCUUCAGAGUAUGCAGAGGAAGGACAUUAUGAAGGCAAUGAUCCUGAACUGACAGAAGACCAAAUAGAGUAUGGGGAAGAGCCUGGAGAAGAAGAUGAAGUGCUAGACCUUGAAAUCAAUGAACCCCUAGAUGAAUUUCCAGAUGAAGAUUACAUGCAAUCAUAUAACGAGCAAGCAAUGGAAGAACAAGAAGAAUAUACAGCUGAUGAGGACCUGGAAGAAUCCCAGACAAUAACAAAUGAAUCAGAAGAGGCAGCUAUUGAAUCUCUGGAACUUCAAGAAGAAACAAAAGAAGAAUCUGAUGAAGAGGAGGAUGAUGAUGAAGAGUCUGGACGAUUACGUUUCAAAACUGAACGGAAAGAAGGAACGAUAAUUAGGCUCUCAGAUGUGACAAGAGAAAGGAGAAACAUUCCAGAAACUUUGGAACUUUCUGCAGAAGCCAAAGCAGCAUUACUUGAAUUUGAAGAGAGGGAAAGGCAGCUUAAACAGGGACGGUACGGCUCAAGGAGAGGUGGGCGAAGAGGAGGCUCGGUUAUGUGCCACGGAAUGGGAGAACAAAGGAGAGACAAUAAUGAUAGGGGAAGAAUGAAGGAUCACAGGCCUGCGCUGCUGCCAAACCAGCCAUCGACAAUGACUCAUUCACAGAGGUUAAUUCCAACACACCAGCAACCUGUUAGGAGUCUGUUCCAGCAACAACAACAACAGCAGCAGCAGCAACAGCAGCAGCAGCAGCAGCAACAACAGCAGCAGCAGCAACAGUUACAAUCUCUGCUUCCUUUACAGCAUCAGCAUCAUUCUUCUCCUCCUCCAGGGCUACAUAUGCCCCCUCAGAUAGAAACACCUAGAAUAAUGAUGACUCCACCUCCAGUGACACCUCAGCAACCGAAGAACAUACACAUAAAUCCGCAUUUCAAGGGGACAGUAGUGACGCCUGUACAAGUGCCCUUGCUGCCAGUUCCAGCCCAGCCAAGACCUGCUGUAGGACCCCAGAGAUUUCCUGGCCCUCCAGACUUUCAGCAGCACACACCUGGACCAGUUCCUACCAACUUCUCCCAAGCCCCAAGGCUGCCAAUCCAGGACCAGUGGAGAGGGCCACCACCACCGCCACCACCACUCCCUCCUCCGCCUCCUCAGGAAAGAGAUCCUUUCUUCUUAGCAGAUCCAAGGUUUCCAAGCCAUCACUUGUUUGAGCAGCGAAGCCCCCCACCACCGCCGCCUCCACCGCUUCUCAAUAGCGCGCAUCCUGUCCCUGCCCAAAAUCCGAUGCCGUUCAGCCAGCCCGGGACAGCAUUUAAUCAGCAGGGACAACAACCGGUGUUUCCCAGAGAGCGGCCGGUACGGCCGAACAUGCAGCCUCAAGGUCCUGUGGGAAUUCUCCACUUCAACCAGCCGGGUUCAGCAAACCCGCGGCCGUUCAUGCCUCCGAGGCAGCAGUUCCUGCAGGCUCCGGGACAGCCCUUCCUCGCCGCACACACGCAGCCCAGCAUGCAGGGUCCCUUGCAUCCUCCAUUACAGCCUCAGCCACAACCUCAGCCUCAGCAGCACCAUCCCCAGCAGCAGCAGCAACAGCAGCAGCACCAUCACCAGCAGCAGCAGCAGCAACACCAUCAUCAUCUCCAAGGGCCACCACAGCCCUUGAUGCCCAUGAACCAACCACAGUUCAGGCCUCAUAUGCAGGCCACGCAGCAGCAGCCAAAUAACAACAGGAUGCAGUGUCAGCCGCGACAGGGUCCAAUGAAGCCAAGACAUAAUACACCGUCACAAAAUAUUGUCAAGCGUCCAAAUCAGCAGCUACAGUCAACUGCUCCAAGAAAUAGUAACUUGCGUGAGUUGCCAAUAGCACCAUCACAUGCUAUGGAAAUGAGCAACAACAGGCGAACCUCUACCCCAGCUGCUCAGGUCAAACCCAUUACCAGCACGAUGUCUGCCACCAAGUCUGUAGCUGGUGUUGGAAACUCACAGGGAAGGCCUGAGAUGAAAGCUAAAGCAAUCACACCAGUGGGCCAAGCAAAAUCAGAAGUAAAAUCUGAACCAGAGUAUCCAGACGAAGAUGAAGAAACUAGAUUGUAUCGUUUGAAGAUAGAAGAGCAGAAGCGUCUAAGAGAAGAAAUUCUGAAACAAAAGGAGCUGAGACGGCAGCAGCAGGCUGGUGCUAGAAAGAGAGAAUUACUCGAAAGACUUGCGCAGCAGCAGCAGCAGCAGCAACCUUCUACGCAACAGUCCUACAUGCAGCAGGAAGACGACUCCUCUGAGUUCCCCACCAAUGGCAGCCCCUACAUACCCCACUCUGGCUUACAGACCAGGCAAAAUGUGAAAAACAGACUCCUUGUUAGAAAGCAAGAUAUGGUAGUUCCAAAUAUCCAACCCAAACCCACAGAUUUCCCACAGGUCGGGGCGAAUAUGCAGUAUCAAGGACAGCAGAUGAAGCCAGUGAAGCAGCUGAGGCAGACUAGGACAGUACCUUCGAGUCAGCCUCAGGCGCCGCAGAAAGUAUUACAGACAAAACCUGCUGCAGCAUCGCUGCCCACGACACAGACUGCUCGAGUGGCUUCGGCACAAGCAAGGCCCCAGGAACUGAAACCUGGCAUGAAAAGGACUGUCAUGCAGCGGACAAACAGUGGUAGUGGAGAUGGGCCCCAUGUCGGCAGCAAAGUCAGGGUGAUUAAGUUGUCAGGAGGGGUCAUUAUGCACGGCAGAGGCAGAGGAGUAGCAGGCCAGAUGGGCCGAGGACGCUUGAUGCCAAAUAAACAGAACCUGCGAGUGGUGGAGUGCAAACCUCAGCCCUGUAUUGUGUCAGUUGAAGGGCUUUCUUCAUCAACUACUGAUGUCCAACUGAAAAACCUGCUGAUGUCAGUGGGACCCAUUCAGAGUUUACAGAUGCUUCCUCAACAACGGAAAGCCAUAGCGAAAUUUAAGGAGCCAGCACAUGCUUUAGCAUUUCAACAGAAAUUCCACAGGCACAUGAUAGAUCUGUCCCACAUAAACGUGGCACUGAUAGUUGAGUGAUGUCUGCUGAGAGAAACCCUGACACUAACAGAAGCGUACUGUGGAGCUACACAAGACACAGUGGCAAAACCAUCGGGUCGUGAAACCUUUCAGCUUAGUCUUUAAUUGCUAUGUUGAACUACAGAAAGCAGCAAGAUGUCCUCCGGAAGAGCUGAACUUGAGAGGCUCUGCAAAGGUGGAAUUUCUGUUCGGUUUGUUCACGUUCUGUUGUAACCACGUGGAACUACAGAUUUUUUUUUUUUCAAAAUGCUUUCAAUGCACGUAGACACUGUUCUUCAAGAUCCUACUGUGUGACCACAGUGACUUGAGGGAGAACGUUUACAUUGAAAGAUUUAAAAACUUUCUUCAUAGCAAAGAAUAUUUGAUAAUGGUUGCUCUUAUCUUCAGUGCGAGGUAUUUGAAUGAAAACUCACUUUUCUAAACAAAACACAUUAGUUAUGUUGUAUAUCUGAAAGCACAGAAGGUAUUCUUGCAUAGAUUUAAACGUGGUCUACUUCACUGAAUAGCGGUAUGCUGAGAAGCUUUGGAGGUGACACUGGAAAAUUGUAGUUUUGAUCUUUGUAAAUAUGUUAAGUCUGACUUUGCGUUUUUCUAUUCCGACACAGACUUCCAUCUUCUCCUUCCAACUCCACUUAUUCCAUAAAACCCUGUGUAGGAAUAACAUUGCUGUAUUUUCCCUUGGUUUUUAAAAACAGGGAUCUUUGCCCUUCAGUAGCAUCAUGGGGUAGUGAACUCCAAGUUGUAACUAGGUUGUUUUAAAUGACGUUGCCAGAUACAAGGAAAAAGAAAUAUUUAGUGGCUCACUUCGAAAAUGUUACACAGGAAGAGUGACGCAUUCCUAAUAGUUCUUUUGGGCUAGCGUUUCAUGAUUGCCUUAUGCUUUAUUUUGAUUAGUUUUUUUCUUUGAGAUUUAUUUUGUGAUUAAUGCUGAACCAUAAGAAACCCAUAACUGAAAGGACUUGGUUUGAUGUGUUGUUCCCAAUAAAUACAGGUCUAUUAGGACAUUGUGAAUCUGCUGGUGAACGUGGCAGUUCCCAAAAAUUACGUGCAAACAUUAAGGAGCUUAUAUGUUAUUCAAAGUAAAAUCCAUAAUGUUUCCUUUUGGUUAGAACCAUCUAGAUGGUGUUGCCAAAGGAACAAUUUUUUCAAUUACUUCUGAAUAAACUUAUUAAAAUGUCAUCUUUAUAUUGGAUUCCAGUUUUUAUGAACACUUCCUCAGUUUUUAGACUGUGAGCUUUUGCUUCAUCCUUUAUUUUAGGAGUACUCUUAAGCACUCCACCUACAAUUUGAAUGGGUGGACUUACAGAUACCUUAUAGGUUUGUUACCUGAGUGACCGCAGAAGAACACUAUUGGUAUGUAAUGCAACAGCUGCGAAUGGGGUCCAAAAUAGGCAUGCCAAGCGUGGAAGGAUGAACUAAGCAAGUUUAUAGUAGUGUAGAUUUUUUUUUUUUUUAAGAUUUGCUGGUAACCAAGUCAAAGACUUAACUGGCUUUCUUACAGUUUUGGUCCAGAUUUUCAAUUAAGUAGAAGUUACCAAAAAUAAUGGUUGAAUAAUAAAUACUGUCAAAAGCCUUCUAGAUAGAACAGCUCUUUGUUCAAUGAAAUAAUAGAGAAUAAUGUGGUACUUUGGAAAUAUUGCACUGGGAAAAAAUGUAAAGAAUACUCUAAGCCCAUUUACAACUUAGUGACGAGACUCAGUAACAUCAUGAGAAUUUUUGCAUGGAAGCGAGUUUUACACCCGUCUGUGUAGUUCCCCAUUUAUGCAUAAUACUUAAUAAUAUCCAGCACAAUUACUAUAUGUAAAGUGCUAUUAGUGCUUCAGGGUAAGACCCAAGCGCAGGACAGAGGAUGAGCCGCAGGUAGGAAGUGCCCAGUGGGAGCCGACCCUGAAGACUCUUGUGAGCUGAUCGCAGUGACUGGCUCUGCCACGUGCUGUUUAACUCCUCACACCGUGAGCAGUAGGACCCCUACGCUGCCUCCUCAGGUUGUGUAAUUUUUGUUUUUAAGAAAUAAGUGCUUACCUUUAACACAAGUCAUUAAACAGUUAUUCAUCCCACUGUUAGGGAGCAGCUUCUCCGCAAUGAGAAGGAUGGGAAGGCAUCUCGGAGUGGAGCGAUAAUAGUGCGUGUCUGGAAAUCUGGGUUAGAUGCAAAUGCCAGACAGACCAGCAGCUGAGUUCAGCAGUAGGAACAUCUGCAGUUGAUCAGCUGUCCUGUCAGAAGCAAACGUUAUUGGGGUUAGAGGGUUUCUUGGAGCCUAAGAAUAUGGGUUUGAUUCAAAAGUCAAAGAAGUUUGUAGAAACGCUCCUGCUUUGGGUUUUGAAUCCAUCCCAAAGAGGCUGAGGUUCAGCCAACUUAAGUUUUAACAAUUUUUAUUCAGUUGGGUUUUUUUAAAAAAAAUUUUUUGAGACAAACGUGUGGCUUUGGAAUAAAGACAUGAAAUCGCCUCAGAUCUGUUUAAAUGUAGGAGGCAAUGUAAGCAAUGCCUGUUUAAUGACUAGAUGCAUCCUCUUUAACGGCGGUUGCAGUAGAUUAUUGCUUGUGCAUAGACAGAGUACGGGCGGAUCGCUGGUGGUGAUUUUAGCUGCUUAUUGCAGUACCUGGGUAUCUGACUAUAUGUAAACUUACUAUAUGUAUGUAUGUCUAUAUGCAUUUUAUUAUACACAUACAUACAUACUCACACCCUUUGUUGUCACCGUAUCUCUCUAAUAUCUUAAACUCAGUAGCAAAAGUAGCAAUUAGGUGAGCCAUUUGUUAAAAUGUUUGUUUUGUUAGUUCUCAAAUCCUAACUUAAAAGUGGAUCUCUUGGCAAUGAUCAGUUUGGAUGAUACAGCUCUUCUAGAUCCAUUUGUUGUCUCCUCCCAAAAAAACCCAAAGGAAGUAGAGGUAAAGCUAGGCAGACGUGUUCUUGCCAUGUUCUCUUUCAGCACAUAGUUAAAUCUGAGCAUCUUAAGUUAACUUUCUUGGAAGAUCUGUUGCAACCAUUAUCUUGUUCUUUCUUUAUAUCAUGCAUUCAAAAUACGAUGCAAAAUGCAAAAAAAAAAAAGGCAUUUAAUGUAAUAUGUAAAUAUUGACCUUUUAAAAUUAAAAUGUUACUCAAAAUGCUUACAGUCAACCACAUCUUAGCUACUUGUUAGUUUUUUGUGUUGUCUUAUCUAAGUUUAAUGGAUACAGUUCCAUAAAUGUUGAUGUGUUUUUGUGUAUAUCUUCAAAUUUUUAUAAAGAUGCUAGUAAGUCAAUACAUAUAUCCUGAUCUGUGUAUUAUUUGUUCACAGUUUUUAUUAGCAUAAUUUUAUAAUGAUUUUAAUAGGCAACUCCAGUAGGUGAUUAUAUGGAGCCAACUUUUUUUUCCCAAAUUAUUUUGUUUUCAUCUUGUAGCACUGGAGAAUUCACUUUAUAACUAAUCAUAUUUUGCCUUGACUAAAAGAUUGGAUUGGCCAUAUGAUCUGUGGUAUUUUAGUAGAAUGUUCUACUUUUUUUUUAUUAAAAAAAAAAAAAUCUCUGUCCUUUAACUUUUGAGGGGAAAUACAGUGCACUGUCAGACCAAGGCAUGGGGUUUCUAGGUUUGUUCCAUUGUGCUGUACCAGUACAAAUUAGGUCUGUCGUGUAAUAUUGUUCUCAAAAGUUUGGGAUAUUUUGGUUUUACACAUAACUCAAGUUGGUCAUGUAACACGUUGGUUCAUCACAAUGUUAGCAACUGAUGUGGCACAUAUACUGUAUGAUGCAACGAUGUGCAGUGUUCAAAAAGCUCGGUAUAAUUGGUGCUAGGCAGGAGGAGGACAGGUCCGUAGCAUCUUCAUAGCUGGAGGAGCUGCCAUGCAAAUGUUUAUCUCUAAGUAGUGGUAGAGAAUAAAUUUAGACAGGGAUAUUGUUCUUGGCCUACAUACAUCUCCAGUAUGACUUUGGGAAAGAAGAGUAAAUACUGGCACCCCCUCUGUAAAGUAUCUUCAGAUACCUAGUGUAUUCCCCAGUUUAAAUCUGAAAAUUCACUUCAGAUUUCCAAA